AUGGGCGGGAGAGUGGAAGCAAACCCAAGCCCGGAGGACAACCAAGGUGAUUGCUAUGUAAUAAUUCAGAUAUGGCUUGGUCGCUCACCAUCACAGCAACGUACCGCGAUACUGGCCAGAGCCACAGUUCUCCAGCCAUCCCCAGCCCGUCUACAGUACCUCCCCAAACAGUGCGAGGAACCCAGUGUUUCCUCGCCCAAGGUGAGCAUUGCCCAUUCAGACAAGAACGCACUCCUGAUCUAUCGCAGUCCGCCCUCCAACUAUGUCCCUGCUCCUGGCCCCGUAAGGGCUCCAGCGCGCCAACCAGUCCAACACCCACCAGUUCAGCCUGCUGGCCCGGGCAUGGAAACUUACGGCUCCGCCCAAAGUCCAAUUCAGCAGACAACUUCGCGUGUCCAGUCUUCUAAUGUACCCCGUGGAAAUGACCCGCCGCUCACAGGUAGACCGAUAACAAACGCAUCUACUUACGGCGCCGGUCAAGCCGCUAAGGGUGACACUGUGGAAAGCCUGCUCCCAAGGAUCGGCAACAUCGAUCUUCAAAGCCCGCAAAGGCCUGACCAGAAUAACGUGCCGGGGGCUAAUCAACAACCUCAGGGCACCAUUUCGCGUGCCCCAGCAAAGGGUCAACCCGAAACAACGCCGAGAAAGUACUCUGUGCCAGCCGAAGCAACCUUCUUCCACCAAGAUCCGACCCAGCUGGAUGGAAGAUACGUUGUCAGGCCUUCAUCCUUUUACGUCGUCGGCAGAGUAUUUGCCGUGCUCUGGCAUGAGGGCUACAACACCGGGACCUCUCAAAAUACCUACAUCAGUGACAAUAAUGACAACAAAGUUCAAGUCAGCACCGGACGGUACAACGAGCCCAUCUACAGCUCGAUUCGCCGGAUGGUCGUUGUCCGCCAGGAUCGGGGUUACUGCGUGUGCCUCCAGAUCAACACUUACGGCAACCGUGGCCUUUCCAAGUUUGGGCGCUCUUCGGAGGAUGUUGAGGCGCAUUCGCGCAUCUUCAUGGUCGGCACGGAGCCCAAAUGGCUCGACAGAGAAAUCCUUAUCUCGAGCAAGCGGGACAUCGCCGUCAAAAAGGCGAGUCCCGAGCAGAGACUGUCGGUUGCGAGUCGUCUCUGUUAUGGCCGAGUCCACACCGUGGAACAUACAGUCAAAUCGAUGGACGUCGGGCAGGUCACGGACGACGCGCUACCGUACUUGCAGAUUUAUUUCCGAGACCGCCAGAAUCGGAAUGUCAGGUAA
Messenger RNA from Cladophialophora yegresii CBS 114405, 1245 nucleotides. RefSeq lists its product as uncharacterized. The record is from RefSeq and is a predicted model, not a curated record. Lineage: Eukaryota; Fungi; Ascomycota; Eurotiomycetes; Chaetothyriales; Herpotrichiellaceae. The transcript has a single exon. Bases 1 to 1245 code for a protein of 414 amino acids.